This is a messenger RNA of Scophthalmus maximus (turbot), 5795 nucleotides long. Its product is annotated as telomere zinc finger-associated protein-like. Lineage: Eukaryota; Metazoa; Chordata; Actinopteri; Pleuronectiformes; Scophthalmidae. The record is from RefSeq and is a predicted model, not a curated record. Gene Ontology annotation, cellular component: nucleus. Gene Ontology annotation, molecular function: DNA-binding transcription factor activity, RNA polymerase II-specific; RNA polymerase II transcription regulatory region sequence-specific DNA binding. Bases 798 to 3035 code for a protein of 745 amino acids. The transcript has 9 exons. Gene Ontology annotation, biological process: regulation of transcription by RNA polymerase II.
GGCCAUGUCCAUUGUAUUUCUUUGACCUGUCACGUGUCCCAGCGGUGACCCCUUGCUCUUCAUUGUACACAGCACGUGUCUCUAAACCGGUGGUUGGUCAUUUUUCAUCAGUAUUGAAAUUCACAUUGAUUUAUAUUUAUAUUUUUUAUUUUUUUUUGCAGUGGCGGACGACGAGCGCGUGUGACCGCGGGUCCUGCCCUUGUCCGGUGAUCCCGCGCGAGGACACUGCAUCUCUCUCUGGCACACACACACACACACACACACACUGGGAGAGAAGGAGAGAGAGAGAGAGAGAGAGACGGAGGCGGAAACCUCCAUCUGCCCUGCUCGGUGACCGACCCGUCAUCCUCGGGCUCGGGAGAAGAAACGAAUCCAAACCCCUUUUUCCUUUUUCCCUUUUCUUUUUCCUGUUUCCGUCUCACACCGAGGACCGAGGGACCGGGGCGGGGGAGGAUGUCAGGGCAGCGGGAGGGACCUGAACAUGUAGGCUAUGCCCCGUACUGCACCACCAGCGCCGCCGCCACCUGCCCUCCCGGUACCGGUCAAUGAGAAACAGCAGCCGCUCCGUCUGAAGAGCGAAUCCUCCUUUGUUUUCUCCUUCACCCCCUCCUCCUCUUUUUCUUUUCUGUACCAUACUCUCCUCACUUCCAUAUGAUGAAGAACACAGUCGUCUUAUUUUAGAAACACUGCCUUCCUCCUCCUCCUCUCCUUCCUCCUCUUCCUUCUCUCUUGCCCUCCUCUCCUGAGUUUUGACUCCCUCUCUUUUUUUGCAAACACACACACACGCACGUAGGAAAAUGAAGCGUGGGUCGAGUGUGUUGCAGCCUCCCUGUGAUGCAGCCAAACGACACACACACCCUGCAAACGCACACACACAGACACACACCGGCGGUGGUGGUGACGCUCGCUCGCUGAGUGUGUCCAACACACACGCUGAACACGCGCCGGACACACGCGCCGCAGGUUCGAGCCCCUUCCCAGCAGCCACCUCUCUGUUCAGCCCUGAUGUCAGCACCAAGAUGGCGUCUGACCUCCUCAUCAGGCUGUCAGAGGCCACCCAGAAGGCCCAGGUGCAUCCUGGGAGCCAAGCGGAGGCGGAGCCCCAGCGGCUCGAGGUCCCGCUGGAGGUGCGCGGCGGGCAGCAGGACGAGCCGGGCCUCGCGCUCUCACCCGACGGCCCCGGGGCGAGUCCCGAGCCGCCGUCCCUCACGCACACGCCUGACGGCAACACCGCCGCCGCCACGGACACGCUGGCGUCCGAGUUGCUGAGGCAACUGGCAGGUACAGAGCGGCAGGAGGUGAACUGCCCCGGCGUCAGGGUCAAAGAGGAAGAGGAGCCCGUGGAAGUCGACGCGAUGGUCGUCUGCGACCUCGUCCGCGAUCGGCCGGCCGCGAAAGAGACAAGCUCGUCUUCCCCGGAGGGGGCGAGCCGCCAUCGCUUCACCAUCACACCAGUAGAGCGGGAUCUCGGUGGCAACAAGGCGGCUGCGCAGUCGCACCCCGGAGCCCAAUUGGCAGAGCCGCGUCUCUCGGCCCUCAAAAUGGAGGACAGUUUCUUUAACGGAGACUGCCAGUCCGCCAGCUCAAAGACGAGCGACAGUGUCGCCGGCAAGUUCCAGUUCCGAGUGAAGAUGGAGGAGGACGACGUCUCCAGGACCAGGAUGACUGAACAGCUUCUCUCCGGAGCCAAGAUGGAGGAUCAGUUUCUCUUUAAAGCCAAACUUGCCGAGCGGCCGUUCUCUGCAGCCAAGACGGGCAACAGGUUCCUCUCCGGGGUCAAGACGGAGAACGGGCUCCUCCCCGGAGCCAAGUUGGCCGACCGCGUGUUGUUGUCCAGGGCAAAGACGGAGGAGCAGCUCUUCUUUGGAGCCAAGAUGGAGGACCAGUGCCUCAGGGCCGUGCUGUGGCAGGACAUGUCGGUUAACCUGGCAUCCACGCUGCUCCACCAGCUCUCAGAGAGGGUCAGCAAAUCGAACAAUCCGCUUGUGGAGAGGUCGACUCCGCCCACCAGGAGCAGUCCUGUUUUGAAGCUGAAUGGGGACCCACUCUGUUCUCCCCCACUUGUGAGGACCCAGGACCCUCCACAUGAAACCCAAACCUGCCACAGUAGAUCUCAAACCACAGGUUACUUCUACAGGUGUCACGUGUGCGGCUUCGAGACGGAGGGCUGCGGCCUCUUCCAGAGCCACAUGACGGGACACCGCCAAUGGGAGCGCGCCUCCUUCUCGCUGCACUGCUGCGCGUGCGACCACUCGACCAAUCAGGAGGCGGAGAUGAGGGCUCACGCUGACACGCACGCGCGGGGCGACACGGCGGUCGGCGGAGGCGUGAGAUGCCCCAUCACCCCUCCUGCCGCCUCCGCCUCCUCCUCCUCCAGCAGCACUGCCACCACCACUCUGGCAGUUGCCGUGGCAACCCCGCCGGAGAGGAGCACCUCGGAGCAUCGCUGCCGCAUCUGCCAGAGGUCGUUUCCCGGGCAGCAGGAGCUGCUGGUUCACUUCCAGGGUCAUCGCCAGGGCAACCAGUAUCGGUGCGACCGGUGUGGCCACCUGACGCGGACUGCCAACAAGCUGGUGGAGCACGUGCGCGUGCACACGGGCGAGCGGCCGUUCACCUGCCACCUCUGCCCGUACAGCGCCAAGCGGCGGGACAGUCUGCGGCUGCACUGCAAGGUCAAGCACGCCGCCGCCGCCGCGCUCGUCAACGGCAACGCGGCGGCGGACGCGCCCGGCGACGUCCACACGCACCGGUCGUACGCGCACGGAGACAAUCAGCGUUCGAACAAACACGUCCAGCGGCUGCACACGGCGGCCAACACACACACUGCUGCACCCUCCUCCUCCCUUCCUCCUCUUCAUCCUUCGCUCCACGACCGGGCAGGAUGGAGGGAUUUGUCUCCGCUCCUCCCCAUCACGACACUCAUCUCUCUGAAGCCACGCGCUCCUUCUCCACCUUCCUCCUCCUCCUCCUCCUCCUCCUCCACAAAACACUCCUUCCUCAGUUACCUCGGUCUGACAACUUCUUUAAAACUUUAAAACUCCUUUUCCUUCCUCUUCUUCCCUUCAUCACCUUCUCUUCUCUCUGUUUCUUCUCCUUUCCCGUUUCCUUCUCCUCUACUUGUUUCCUCCUGCCUGUGUCCUGUCCCCUUCCCCCCAACUCCCUUCCUUGUUUCCCACCUUCUCCCUCUCCUCUCCAUCUCUUCCUUGUCUCCUUUCCUCUACUCCACUCCCAUGCCCCUUUCCAUCUUUCUCCUCUUCCCUCUCAUUUAUUCUCUUCUACUUUCCCCUCCUUGUUUACAAUCACCUCCUUUUCUCUCCUCCUCCCUCCUCCCCUCCUCCCUUCCUUCUCUCCUCUCCUGACACCAUGUUUCAUCUUCUCUCAUCUCCUCGUUUCCUCACCUAUGCUCUCCUCUCUUUUCCUUCCCUUGUUUCCUCUUCUCUCCUCGUCCUUGUGUCCUCAUUUCCUCUUCCUUCCCUCCUCCCCUGCUUCUCCUCUCAUCUCCUCGUUUCCUCCUCCUCCUCCUCCUCUCUCCAUCCUCUGGACUGUUACAGCGAUGGAUGUAAAGCUCUGUAAUGUAUCCGAGCUACUGUCACUCAACAACACCACGUAUGAGAAUGUCAAACAGGAUUUCUGUUAAUGCUCGAACGCACUGAAACACACACGAUAGGAACGUUUUUUAAUUGACCUUUUUGCAUCAUGCUUGUGAGUUUUUGCCGCCUCCCCUCCCUCCUGCCUGCUUUAGCCGCUCAUGUAACCACUGAACUCUUAGCGACGUGUAACCGUGUGCACAUGUAUUUAUUGCUCGUCUCUCUCUCGUCUCCUCAGAAACCCUGCACUUAAAAAUCCUCUGGUUUUGAACAGAAAAAGAAAAGACACGGAGACGGCUUUCAUGUAAAGAUCCUUUUUUUUGUUUGUUUUAGCAAAAAAACUUCAAAGAAUUUAUUUUCUCAUAAAAGAUGUGAGAUAAAUAACGAUGCGUCGGAUUCAAGAUCGAGUGACGCGACGUGUGUCUUUUUCUGGUCACGUUUCACGAGUCAUUUGGUCCAAAACCCCAAAGCGUUGGACAGAUUCAAAGUGUUGACCUGAUGGUGGCGCUGCAGGGAAAGUCAGAGGAUAAUCACAGUUGUUGUCACAGUUCAUCCUCGUGGGGAUCAUGACAGUUUUUUCGUGGAAAUCUAGUUAUUAAUGUUGAUUGAGACGUUGCACUAAAAAAAAUGUACAUUAGUUUACCUCAGGGCGGCGCUGAAGGUGAAGUGAGCAGCAGCGCCCCCUGCAGCCUGACGCGGCCACUAAUUUCUUUUUGGCUCCGUGUCCGAGCGAUGACGUCUUUCAACUCUGACUGCGUCGUCCUGAAACACAACUGAACAGCUGCACAUUACCCAUGAUCCUCUGCUUCCUGAACCUGAAGAACUCUGUUCACAAUUCUUCAUAUUUUUUAGAGAUUCCUGCUGAUUAUUUGGAGAUAAACGCCGUUUUUUUUACGACGUCGGAGUCUUUUUAACUGAUCUGCAGUUCGUCUUUACUUUUUUAAAUAUUCUCAAUUAAUCUAAUGUAUCUGUUCUAUAAAAUGUAAGUGACAGGAGACAUCUUCAGAGAUUCAGUUUAUCAUCAUAGAAAAUAUUUACUUCUGAUUAAUUUAUGAACAUUUUUAAGUAUAAAUAUUUUAAAUCAACGUGGUUUUGAACGUCUGACUGAGAAUCACUUCGCUGCUGUCUCUUCAUCCUUUGAGGAUUUUUAAGUCGACAAGGUUUCUGGCAGACAGCGAUGAUAUUUCUAAUAUUUGUGUUGUAUAUUGAUUAUGUAUUUAUGUGUUUACACGCCUACAUGCGGCUCCCGCGAGUCUGAAAUGUCUUAAUUGAAAGUUGCACUAUUAUAGGUAGAGACAAAGAAAAAAAAUCAUUGUAGAAGAUUUAACUUUCUUUAUUAUUAUUUAUUUACACUUCACAAAGGCAGAAAGUCGAGUGGAGCAUCUUCAGUCCAGGUUCAAUCCACCGAGGCCAAAAUGUAUAUUUUAAUCUCUAAUAUUAUUUACAUGAAAACAUGAAUUGUACAUUUUAUGAAUUUAGGACUGCGCUGCUUUUACAUCACACGUGACCGAGGAUAAAUGACUUUUGCAACUUGUGAGUGUUCACUCAAGAAACUGGUGGGAAGGUUUGAAAAUAUCAUUUCACAGUUUUAAUCCAUAUCCAGUAAAAUGUGGGUUUUUAUUACACUGAACAUCUGCGUUUGUUUGGUUUUACAUAACCACAUUCAAAUCUGCUACGUUUUUUAUUUUGAUCGGCACCAAAUCUCACUCACACAUAGAUUUCAGUUCCCUCAAUAUGCCUGUUUGGUUUUUAUUCCAUUAAAAACCCAUGAAUUAAUCUCUGGGAAAAUGUCCGGAAACCCCCCCCCCCCCCCGUCCUAUUUCACAAUCGUAUCUCGAUCCGCUCCGAACUUUACUGGAUUCUUUCUCGGCUCACGUCCGACCCCUCAUCAAAGUUUCAUGGCAAUCGGAUCUGUACUCUUUCAUUAUUUCUGUUAAAUUUUCUUUUUCUUAUUCGGUUCUUUAAAUAAUUCAAUGAGGUGUAGAGAUCGGACUUUAAGUGGAAAGAGCUGAACACGAAGCAUCGUCGACCGUGAUGAUACAGAUUCUGUAGGAUGACAAACUGACCGGAAACUGCAGAAACACACAGGCGGACGCAGAAUCGGAGAGAUUAAAAAAAAACCAACAGAUCUUUUAUCUUCUGUUUUUAUCUUCUGUAUCCUGUUACUGUUCGCAGCUGCAAUGAUCAAUAAAGUUUAAUUUCAUCGGA